CAGACGCGGGGAGAGACAGCGCCGCCACGAUGCCGCUGUCCCAGAGCAGGGCUGGGCAGACCCCGUGCAGCAGCAAGGUGUGCAGGAACCUCUUUGGCCCUGUGGACCACGAGCAGCUCCAGCAUGACUUUGAGGACAAGAUAAGACAGCAGCUGGAAGAAGCUCAGCAGCGCUGGAACUUCGACUUUGAGACAGAGACUCCCUUGGAAGGGCCGUUCAAGUGGGAGAGGAUCCUCGUGGCUGAGCAGCCGCCCCAGGAGGUUCACAGCCUGGUCAGGGCUGUCACCAGCAGUGACAGCAGGAGCUCCUUGGCCCACAGGGUCCCCCCCAAGGACCAUGUUGGCAGGAUUUGCCCCGAGGAGUCUCAACAGAGCUCGAAGGCUUACAAGGCUGGUUCCUCGCAGAGCUUGAAACGUGGGCAGACCACGAUCAAAGACUUCUACAGUGCCAAGCGGAGGAUCGUCCCUGCGCGGCCCCGGCCGUGACUCGCUGGGGCAGCUGCCAACGCCGGGGGGACGUGGCUCCCCCAGCCUGUGCUGUGCUAUCUGUACAAAGCAAUGUAGAGUCUUUAGUUCCCUAUUUAUGAGUAGCUCUGGGGUCCUGAGGGACCUUCACUGUGUGCAAUGUAGAGGAGGAGCCCCACGACGGGGCUGGAGAAGGACUGAGAUGGGCCAGGUGGGAUAAAGGCACUGCCCUGCCUGCAGAAAAGUAUCCUCUGCCCUGUGCCUGUGGGUCCAAACACCGUCCUUGUGCCAUCCUGCUGCCCAGCUGUGCUCCAUCCCCUGCCUAGGGGCCGGUCCUAGGGGGACACUUGUGUCCCAACCACCUGGUGGCACCAGAUACCUUCAAGAAAAGUCACUGGUGUGGAUUGUAGAGCUCUGGGGCACCCUGGCUGCUGGCACAUGUGGGUGGCCCUGUGCCCCAGCAGGAUGGACCCGAGCACUUGUCCGUGUGUGGGAGCAGGGUGAUGUGGAGGCUGCUCCUUCCAGGGCUCUGGGGAGAGGAAGUUGUUCCCUGGACAGCCCUUCCUUGGAGUGACUCAGCAGGAACAGCCACCGGGGGACCAGCACUGCCCCUGGGAUCGUCUGCACUCUGCUGGCCCCAAACCCCACUUGUUGUUGUCUUGUUGAGUGGUGCUGCCUAUGCCCACAUCCCUGCCUCCCUCAACACUGACACCAGGCUGGGGAGCCCCUGCUCCGGCUCUGUUGGGCUCCUCUAGGAAGAAGCCCUGCUCAGCAGCAGGGAUGAUGUUGAAAUAAGGAAUUGUAGCUUGUUUUCCUGGACUUUUUCUUCUUUGGGGCUGGCGGGGAGAGGACCGCACCUGGUGCUGCUCUGGCACCAGGGGAUGGCCUGGAGCAGAGGCUGCUCAGUUCCAGCACUGAAGGAUGAGUCUCAGCACUUUCAUGGGGUUCAUCUCCUGCUCUGCUGGAUUUGGACUCGGGAAAUUGGUGCAAGAUGGUCCCAGGAAGGAAAGGGACAGGGUUGAUCUCCCACCUUGCACCACGAUGCACUUUGCUGUCGGUGAAGCUGCCAAGCUCCCAGCACUAAAUGUUUAUUUAUAUUUAAAAUAAUGCUAUUAAGUGUAUGUGGGGAAAGGGGAAAUACCUGUUUGUCUGUAAGUGUUAACUCUGAAUAAACAGCUGUG
Messenger RNA from Pseudopodoces humilis (Tibetan ground-tit), 1645 nucleotides. RefSeq names its product cyclin dependent kinase inhibitor 1A (gene CDKN1A). Gene Ontology annotation, molecular function: cyclin-dependent protein serine/threonine kinase inhibitor activity. The record is from RefSeq and is a predicted model, not a curated record. Gene Ontology annotation, cellular component: cyclin-dependent protein kinase holoenzyme complex; nucleus. Gene Ontology annotation, biological process: signal transduction by p53 class mediator; DNA damage response; negative regulation of cyclin-dependent protein serine/threonine kinase activity. NCBI's taxonomy places the organism in Eukaryota, Metazoa, Chordata, Aves, Passeriformes, Paridae.